AUGCGCCUAUUAAACGUCUAUACUUUGCGAUUAGAGGAAUUUAACGAGAGCAAGGCACCUCCAUAUGCCAUUCUUUCGCAUACGUGGGGCGAAGGUGAAGUCAGUUUUGAUGACAUCCAAGAUACCUCGGGCAAAUACACAAACAAAGCAGGCUAUGAGAAGAUUCAUAAAACCUGCGAACAGGCCAUUAAUGAUGAAUUUAACUACGUCUGGAUUGACACCUGCUGCAUCGACAAAAGCAGCAGCGCCGAACUCUCGGAAUCGAUCAAUUCCAUGUUUCGUUGUCACUGGUUCACUAGAGGAUGGACACCGCAAGAGCUGCUGGCACUGCGAAAGGUAAAGUUUUUCGGAUCCGACUGGUCGCUCUUUGGAAACCGGGCAGAACUGAGGGAGGAGAUCAGUAAAGCCACGGGAAUCGACAGGAUGGUUCUUUGUAACGGCGAAGUCAGUAACCCGAAUGCUUUUGGCCAUGGUGACGGUGAACAGCUCCCAUCGCUUUCCAUCGAUAAAGCAAAAAGUACAAGGCUGGAGGAUAUGGCGUACUGUCUUUUUGGCCUGUUUGACGUCAACAUGCCCUUAAUAUACGGAGAAAGCCAGAAGGCCUUUGUCAGGCGACAAGAGGAAAUUAUGAAACGCUACAACGAUCAUUCGAUUUUUGCCUGGAAUAUCCAAACGCAAUCUGGAUCUGUCAAUGAAUCCGAAAGCAAUGUGUCAGGGAUCGGGGUUCUAGCCCAUUUCACCAGCUGCUUUCAAAGGUUGCGGAUCUAUUAUAUCCUUUCCAUUCUGUAG
Molecule: messenger RNA, 789 nt
Organism: Aspergillus pseudotamarii
Lineage: Eukaryota; Fungi; Ascomycota; Eurotiomycetes; Eurotiales; Aspergillaceae
Exons: 3
Coding region: 1-789 (262 amino acids)
Source: RefSeq, a predicted model, not a curated record